Colletotrichum scovillei is the source of this 789-nucleotide messenger RNA. RefSeq lists its product as uncharacterized. NCBI's taxonomy places the organism in Eukaryota, Fungi, Ascomycota, Sordariomycetes, Glomerellales, Glomerellaceae. The transcript has a single exon. Bases 260 to 505 code for a protein of 81 amino acids. The record is from RefSeq and is a predicted model, not a curated record.
CUUCCCCACUCUCUCCUCUCGUGAUGCUCAUCUCGGUCUCGUUGCCCUGCACCCCGUCGCCGUGUAAUCAAACCUUCUACAUUCCAACGACUCCGAAUAUAAAACACCCUAUGCUUUCCGCCUCACCUACAUCACCAAACCAAACAAAACCUCAAAUCACACAAAACAUCAACCUUUCCAACAUCCACAUAAACCCCCCACAAACCCCCAAGCCUCAAGAGACCUUGUAAACCAGCCAAACUUUCCAACAGCUCUCAAAAUGGCAUCCGAACAAACGGCCCAACCCGACAUCUCAAACUACACCACCUCCCCAACCACCUCCUCCAACAAGCAAUCCUCCCCCUCAGCCACAACCCCGCGCGCCAUCGUCGAGUCCACGACAAACAGCUGGAAACCCUCCUUCGAGCGCCGCCAGAGCUGGAAUCAGGAGGACCAGAAGCGCGCGCUGCAGAUGAGUCACAUUGAGGACGUGAAGACUGGUCCUGGGUUCACUGAGCGUUCGUAAAGGGGGGAAACGACAAAACAAUGAGGGAAAAGCUGUGCAAAACACAGAUGUGAAAUUUAGAAUUGGCAACAUGCUGCGGUUAAUGACAAUGGAUGGGCGAUGGUGGUGUUGAGAGGGAAUGGUGUGUUGAUGAAGACGAGAUUUCCUUGAAGCGAUCCCCAUGAAGAUUGGUGCGGAGGAGGGCAUGGAUGAAGUCGCCGUCGAAUGGCUAGGAAGGCAUGGCGUUUAAAAAAUUGUUUUACUAGGUUGUAUCAUCAAAUACGCAUCAUCCCAUAUGGCUCCGA